GCACACACGCCAGUACAGUUCUCUCUCUCUCUCUCUCUCUCUCAAUUUUGGUGAUACUCACAGAGAUCAUAGACGACUAGUCGUGUGAGUCUGUAGCAGAGCAUUGGGAGAGUAAUUCUUCAGCUUCACCUCUCGCUUCUUCAGCUGCCAAGCUCAUUUCUCUCUCUCUUUCCUCUGUUGUGACCAGAUUUGCUGACCACAAAAAAGGAUGUGGAUUAAUGUGCAUGGAAAGAACCAUGAGUGUCUUGUGUCUGGAAUCUGGAUUUUAUCCAACACACACAUAUAUAUCCUCAGAUUUUGACAGGAGUGUCAAUUUGGUUUUGGACUUUCAACUUGACCAACUAACCCUUUUGACACUAGGAAGAACUACAUCUGGGAUUUGAUGAAUGGUGCUUCUGCAUCUAGUAGCCUACGGUCAGCUUUCUCCCACUGUGUACAACAAGUACGUAGCUAUGAUUACCAUCACUAUCUCUGCCUCCUUGAACUUCCCCCUUCAAUGCGGAAGGCUGCUUUUGCACUCCGUGCCUUUAAUGUUGAAACAGCGAGAGCCAUGGAUGUUGCUUCUGAUCCCAGGGUUGGGCUUAUGCGCCUCGUCUGGUGGCAGGAAGCUAUAGACAAAAUCUAUGCUAAAAAGUUAAUAGAGCACCCCACAGCACAGGCUCUAUCAUCAGUGAUAUCUGAGAAUCAAAUCAGCAAGGGAUGGUUGAAACGGUCUAUUGAAGCUCGGAUCAAUGAUGCAAGAAGAGAGGUUACUGAUAUUCCCGAAUCCAUUGAAGAGUUGGAGAAAUAUGCCGAGGAUACUGUAUCAACUAUUCUGUACAUGACACUUCAAGGUGGUGGUAUCAGGUCUACUGCAGCUGAUCAUGCAGCAUCUCAUAUUGGUAAAGCAAGUGGCCUCCUUUUGCUGCUUAAGUCACUACCUUACCAUGCCAGUCGUAACCAGCAUUUUUCAUACAUACCAGUUAAAGUGGCUUCCAAGCAUGGCUUGUUGGUGAAGGAUGGCGGUCGUUCAGAGAUCCUCUUGGAUUCUCGUGAGCAUUUGUGUGAUGCAGUCUUUGAGAUGGCAUCAGUAGCUAAUAUCCAUCUACAGAAGGCUCGUGAACUAGCUGGAACAGUGCCGGCUGAGGCUCGCCCAGUGCUUCUGCAUGCUGUUCCCGCUCAAGUUCUCUUGGAUUCCCUGAGGAGGGUAAAUUUUGAUGUAUUUGAUCCAAGGUUAUCAAGAGGGGUCCUGGGUAUUCCUCAUUUGUGGUAUCAACUUAAACUGAAGUGGAAUUCAUGGAGGGGGACGUAUUGAGACUUGGUUCUGGGCUUUUACCAAUUCCAACAAGAAAUUCUGUCAGGUGGGAAAUAAUUUUGCAGAUAGAGUAUUGUAGUUUUAAUUUAUUUACAAUAAUGGGAUUUUUUUUCCCAUGAAACCCUCAAGUAACUUCACUUUUUCGCCCUAUAAAAGCAAGGAAGUUCUUGCAGAGUGAUUUACAUGUAGCCCGAAGCCAUGUUCUAUUUUGACACUAGAUUUUCAUUUUGUUAG
Messenger RNA from Quercus lobata, 1528 nucleotides. Its product is annotated as NADH dehydrogenase (ubiquinone) complex I, assembly factor 6-like. The transcript is spliced from 3 exons. Gene Ontology annotation, biological process: biosynthetic process; mitochondrial respiratory chain complex I assembly. The record is from RefSeq and is a predicted model, not a curated record. NCBI's taxonomy places the organism in Eukaryota, Viridiplantae, Streptophyta, Magnoliopsida, Fagales, Fagaceae. Gene Ontology annotation, cellular component: mitochondrion. The coding region runs from base 383 to 1294 and encodes 303 amino acids.